This is a messenger RNA of Talaromyces stipitatus ATCC 10500, 1937 nucleotides long. RefSeq names its product cell polarity protein (Alp11), putative. Gene Ontology annotation, biological process: tubulin complex assembly; post-chaperonin tubulin folding pathway; cytoplasmic microtubule organization. The transcript has 4 exons. Gene Ontology annotation, cellular component: cytoplasm; nucleus; microtubule plus-end. The coding region runs from base 403 to 1236 and encodes 277 amino acids. Lineage: Eukaryota; Fungi; Ascomycota; Eurotiomycetes; Eurotiales; Trichocomaceae. The record is from RefSeq and is a predicted model, not a curated record. Gene Ontology annotation, molecular function: alpha-tubulin binding; microtubule plus-end binding.
GAGCCUGGGUUUUGCUCGAGAAGGAAUCGUUCGACAAUUGGCCAUGGCUGCUGUUCUAUUAGGACUUGAUAGACAGAGAGGGGGGCAGAGACAUACCUUGUAUCUCGUCUCGGAAAAGUGACUAGCAAUCUGCUGAUACACUUCAUGCACGAACUUGGACUCGUACUCUUCGGCGUCGGGAUUAGAUUGUUCUGGUGUGUCUUGAGACUCUGUCAUGUCUAUUGUCUAUGAAAUGAGAUGAAACGUGAAGUUGAAAAAUAAUCGCUUAUCGAUACGCAGAAGUAGAGAACUACCUACCCCACAUGCUCCUCCCCUCUCUGACUCUCCUCUCUGACUCCCCGCAAUCGACAAUUUCUGGUUCAGGAGAUUCUCUUUCUUCAUAAACAACAUUACAGAACCAACAUGUCCUUUCAACCAACGCCUGCAGACGUCUCGGUCAUUAUAUCGACGGCAUCAACACAUUCGAGCAACGAACCAUCUCUCGCUACAGAACGACGCAUCACGCCGUCAUGGAGCAUAAGUCAACUCAAGGGGAAGCUCGAGACCAUGACUGGUGUUCCGCCAGGUAGUCAACGGUUAUUAUUCAAAUCUCCCGGAAGACCGGAUCAGUGGAUCGAAGGAGAAGAUAGACAGAUUUGCGAGUGGGGAUUAGCGAGGGGAUGCGAGAUUGAGGUCCACGAUACACGUCCACCAGCAGCACGGCCCAAUUUCGAGGAUCUGUCGUCCGUGGAGAAAUAUGAACUACCACCCGAAAAAUACGAGUCGCUGAGUAAUUCUGUGCUUGCAUGGAAAAAGUCGCAGAAAUUAGGCAGAUUUGACCCUAACGCGCAGUCCCCGGAAGAUCUUUUGAAGGAACAGGUAGCAAAGGAUGUUGAGGCAAUUGGAAAAAGAAAUAUAAAACUCCUCUCUCGAGUGAUCAUUCUCCCCUCCUCACCACCGCAUAUCCGUCGCGGCACAAUUCGAUAUAUCGGUCCAGUCCCCGAAAUCCCCUUUGCGCCGCUCAAGGAUAAUAAAAAAGCCACAACUGAAGAUGGCCAUCCGCUCGAACCGUUAUGGGUGGGCAUUGAACUAGACGAACCCACAGGUAAAAAUGAUGGAAGUAUAGCCGGGAAGAGAUACUUUGAAUGUUCCGGGAAUAAUAGAGGAGUAUUUGUGAAGCCGGAGAAGGUGGAAGUAGGUGAUUUUCCGCCGCUGGAUGAUGAUUUGGAGUUGGAUGAUGAUAUGGAGGAGAUUUAGAUACGAUACAAAUAAAAUGUCAAUUGAAUACAGAUAUUAUUACCGAAUCAUCACAUCAUGACCUAUCAAUCGCAGAAAACUGACAUGGUAUCAAAACAUGUCAAUCAUUCAACACCCUCGACCUGAUAAACCGUCACUAUAAACUUGCUCACUCCAUCCUCCACCGUCGCAUUUGCAAACGCUUCAAUCCACCCCAUUUUGUCUGCCGUAUCAUAUUUGUGGCAAACAUCAACCUCCCAUUCCGGAUACGUCUUGGGCACGAUUUUCGCGGACACGGACGAAUCGGCACAUGGAUGCCAGUCAGAUGUGAAAUCGUUUCCUGUACAGGUUGUGUUGAAACCUGGGUUGUUGGGACCUGCGACUCGGGUUACGGCGAACUUGUAGACGCACGCGGCCGGGGAACAGCCGACUGUGAAGUUGGAGACGGGCCAGAUAUCUGUUGCUGUGUUUGAUGUUGUUCUUUUGGUGAUUGGGCUGGCUGUGGUGACGGUGGCCAGGGCCAGGAGGGUGGAUGUAAUUCUCAUGGUGAUUUGUCCGUUGCAGUAAUUGAACGUGAUUACUCAGUAUCGAUCAAUUGAUUCGAGUAAGUAUUGAUUGAAGUUGAAGAUUAUUUGUUUGAAGUACAAUUCAUGAAUAGAGCAAAAGGAGAGACAAAGAUCUACAUAUAAAUCACCUACAUCAAACGAUAAUCCCUUCCAGCU